Molecule: messenger RNA, 930 nt
Organism: Spathaspora passalidarum NRRL Y-27907
Lineage: Eukaryota; Fungi; Ascomycota; Pichiomycetes; Serinales; Debaryomycetaceae
Gene: PIL1
Product: lipid-binding protein
Exons: 1
Coding region: 1-930 (309 amino acids)
Biological process (GO): endocytosis; negative regulation of protein kinase activity; eisosome assembly
Cellular component (GO): eisosome filament; plasma membrane
Molecular function (GO): lipid binding
Source: RefSeq, a predicted model, not a curated record
AUGCAUAGAACAUACUCAUUAAGAUCUGCUAAGGCACCUACUGCUGCUCAAUUGCAAUCCCCUCCACCUCCACCUUCAACCACCAAGAACAAGUUCUUUGGUAGUGGUGGUCUUUCCUCUUCUAUCAGAAAGGCUACUGCUGGUGCCACUGGUCCAGAGUUGUCCAGAAAGUUGGCUCAAUUGAUCAAGAUGGAAAAGAACUUUAUGAGAGCAAUUGAAGUCACUUCUCGUGAACGUAAAGAUGUUGCCAAGCAAUUGAGUGCCUGGGGUGAAGGUAAUGACGAUGAUGUCUCUGAUGUCACUGACAAGUUGGGUGUUUUAAUUUACGAAAUUGGGGAAUUGGAAGACCAAUACAUCGACAAGUAUGACCAAUAUAGAAUUACUCUUAAGUCAAUCAGAGACAUUGAAGGAAGUGUUCAACCUUCUAGAGAAAGAAAACAAAAAAUUACUGAUGAUAUUGCUCAUUUGAAGUACAAGGACCCUCAAUCUCCAAAGAUUGCUGUUUUAGAACAAGAAUUAGUUAGAGCUGAAGCUGAAUCCUUAGUUGCUGAAGCUCAAUUGUCCAACAUCACCAGAGAACAAUUGAAGGCUGCAUUCAACUACCAAUUCGAUGCUACUAGAGAAUUGGCUGAAAAGUAUGCUUUAAUUGCCGGUUACGGUAAGGCUCUUUUGGAAUUAUUGGAUGAUUCCUCAGUUACUCCAGGUGAAACCAGACCUGCUUACGAUGGAUACGAAGCCUCUAAGCAAAUCAUUAUUGAUGCUGAAAACGCUUUAGCUUCUUGGACUUUGGACUCUGCUGCUGUUAAGCCAACUUUAUCCUUCCACCAAGUUGAAGGUGAAGAAGAUGAAGAAGAAAUUGACGAAAUCGAUGAAGCUGUCGAAGAAGAAUUUGCUAAACAUGACGAAGAAGUUCCUGCCAAUGGUAUUUAA